AGAAGAUGUCUAAAGAAUUACCAAAUAAAAUAUUGAAAAUUGAAUAGAUAUUGCAAAAUGAUCAAAAAGAAUGUUGUUGGAUUUGCUAUUAAUUGAUCUUUGAAAGUAUAGAUUGCUAUGGGAAGAAGGUAUGCUCUGAAAAAUGUAAAUAAAUAUAUUUGAAGGAAAUAUAAGUAAUGAAGUCUUUAUUAAAUUAAGAUAAAUUGUAAGAGAUGUGGAAAAGUGAAAACAAAAUAUGAUUCAAUUAAUUCAUUUGGAGAAUGGUAUUGUUAGUAGGAAUGCGUUUAUACUGAAGAAGAAUUAAUGUUUUUGUUAAUGAAAUCAAGUUAACUUAAGUAAUGAAUUAGUAUAUAUUUAAUUAU
Messenger RNA from Paramecium primaurelia, 362 nucleotides. NCBI's taxonomy places the organism in Eukaryota, Ciliophora, Oligohymenophorea, Peniculida, Parameciidae. The record is from the annotation of a GenBank genome assembly.